Messenger RNA from Trametes versicolor FP-101664 SS1, 1571 nucleotides. RefSeq names its product kinase-like protein. Gene Ontology annotation, molecular function: ATP binding; G protein-coupled receptor kinase activity; G protein-coupled receptor binding. Lineage: Eukaryota; Fungi; Basidiomycota; Agaricomycetes; Polyporales; Polyporaceae. The transcript has 8 exons. The coding region runs from base 13 to 1320 and encodes 435 amino acids. Gene Ontology annotation, biological process: protein phosphorylation; G protein-coupled receptor signaling pathway; regulation of signal transduction. The record is from RefSeq and is a predicted model, not a curated record.
GCCAAUUGUCUCAUGGGGAAUGUCGCCUGCUGCUGCUCCGAGCCCAUCAAUUUCGACGGCGAUGUCGAUCUCUACCACUUCAAUCUACACAGAGCCGUCGGAAAGGGCGCUUUCGGCAAGGUCAGAGUCGUCGAACACAAGAAGUCGAAGAAGCUCUAUGCUCUGAAGUAUAUGGAAAAGGCCAAAUGCAUCAAGCAGAAGGCUGUCGCGAACAUCAUCCAGGAGCGGAGGUUACUCGAGGAGGUUGACCAUCCAUUUGUCGUCAAUCUUCGCUAUGCGUUCCAGGACGACGAGAACUGUUUCUUCGUCCUCGAUCUCAUGUUGGGAGGAGAUUUGCGAUUCCACCUAGAACGACUAAAGUACAUCCCUGAAGAGGUCGUCAGGUUCUGGAUGGCGGAGCUCUCGUGUGCCUUGGAGUACCUUCACCGGCAACGAAUCAUGCACCGUGAUCUGAAACCCGACAACAUCCUCCUAGACGCAAUGGGACACGCCCACAUUACCGACUUCAACGUCGCGAUCCACUACUCCGAACGGCGGUUACACACGAGCGUCGCUGGCAGCAUGGCGUACAUGGCGCCGGAGGUCAUCGGACGUAUGGGGUACACCUGGUGCGCUGAUUGGUGGAGUCUCGGCGUCGUCGCCUGGGAGCUGCUCUUCCACCGGAGGCCGUUUGACGGGCGCUCGUCGGAGAAGAUGAAGCACUCCAUUCUCAAGGACCAGGUUCGGCUGCCGUCGAACGCGAAGGAGAAGUGCAGCAAGGAGGGCCAGCGCUUUCUACUUUCUUUGCUCGACCGGAAUCCAAAGACGCGCCUUGCUUGCAAAGAUCUGGAGUCGGGCAUCGAGGAAGUCCGGAAUCAUCCCUGGAUGGCAGGGAUCGACUGGGAUAGCCUCGAGAACAAAGACGUGCAGCCACCGUUCGUCCCCGAUAUGAAGAAGGCGAACUUCGACGUUUCGCACGAACUCGAUGAGUUCCUCAUGGUCGAGAAGCCCUUGACACACCAGAAGCGCAAGCAGCUACAUCCCGACUUGGAGAAAAUGAAGCCCGAGCUCCGACAGCUCGAGGAGCAAUUUACGUUGUACGACUUUUCCAAGAACCGGCGCAUGUCGUAUUACCCGCACAACCAGCCGAUCACCUCGGUCGGACACGACGAGGCAGAGCCGAGCGAGGUUUUGCCAUCCACCACAAAUACGCUCCUCCCCACGGGCACUAUGAUCGACCGCUCCCAGGCGGGCUCGCCGAUAAACGAGGACGUCGGGCGGUAUACGCACCCACCUAUACCUUCACUCGCUGGACACGGCUCAGAAGACUCCCAGUCGUAACACGACCCUGCUCCGUCUCGCUCUCCUUCCCACCCUGGCCUUCUUCGCAUGUCUUUCGCCCCACGUCCUCUCUCCACAUGCCUUUGACGAUUCCCCCCACCCGCCUGCAUACCCGUUCGUUCGGAAUCCCGAGACCGGCUCCCCCUUUCCUUUCGUUCCCAUCGACAUCAUGUGGACUGCGCAUAUUCCCGACUCCUGCACGCACGCAUACCUACUUAUCGCUAACACCUAAUUUGUGUACUAGUACCGGG